UUUGGGUGACCCCUAUUUUGGCUGUGGUGAACAGGAUCUGAUCCCAAGGACUGUUACCUCUGUUCUUGUCUGGUGUGAAGUGUAAGAAAAGCAAACAUGCCUUUCGGAAACACCCACAACAACUUCAAACUCAACUACAAAGUUGAGGACGAGUUCCCCGACCUGUCCAAGCACAACAACCAUAUGGCCAAGGUCCUGACCAAGGAGCUGUAUGGAAAGCUUAGGGACAAGCAGACCCCCAGCGGCUACACUCUGGAUGAUGUCAUCCAGACUGGAGUUGACAACCCUGGUCACCCCUUCAUCAUGACAGUAGGCUGUGUCGCUGGUGAUGAGGAGUCCUACACAGUCUUCAAGGAUCUGCUGGACCCCGUCAUCUCUGACCGUCAUGGUGGAUACAAGCCUGAUGACAAGCACAAGACCGACCUGAACUUCGAGAACCUGAAGGGCGGUGACGACCUGGACCCCAACUACGUCCUGUCCAGCCGUGUGCGUACCGGCCGCAGCAUCAAGGGAUUCACCCUGCCCCCCCACAACAGCCGCGGCGAGCGUAGGAUCAUUGAGAGGCUCUCCGUUGAGGCUCUUACCAGCCUAGAUGGUGAGUUCAAGGGAAAGUACUACCCCCUUAAAUCCAUGACCGAUGCCGAGCAGGAGCAGCUGAUCGCUGACCACUUCCUGUUUGACAAGCCCGUCUCCCCCCUGCUGACCUGCGCUGGUAUGGCCCGUGACUGGCCCGACGCCAGAGGCAUCUGGCACAACGAUAACAAGACCUUCCUGGUCUGGGUGAACGAGGAGGAUCACCUGCGUGUCAUCUCCAUGCAGAAGGGUGGCAACAUGAGGGAGGUGUUCAGACGCUUCUGCGUUGGUCUGACCAAGAUUGAGGAUAUCUUCAAGAAGCACAACCACGGCUUCAUGUGGAACGAGCAUCUUGGCUACAUCCUGACCUGCCCCUCCAACCUGGGCACUGGCCUGCGUGGUGGCGUGCACGUCAAGCUGCCCAAGCUCAGCACACACCCCAAAUUCGAGGAGAUCUUGACCAGGCUGCGUCUGCAGAAGCGUGGCACAGGUGGUGUGGACACUGCCUCCGUCGGUGGUGUGUUCGACAUCUCCAACGCUGAUCGUCUGGGCUCCUCUGAGGUGGAGCAGGUGCAGAUGGUGGUUGAUGGUGUGAAGCUCAUGGUUGAGAUGGAGAAGAAGCUGGAGAAGGGCGAGGCCAUCGACAGCAUGAUCCCUGCCCAGAAGUAAACUGGACACUGCUCCAGAGGAUUCACGUCUCCCUAGGCGUGCAGAGGAAACCGCUGCUCUCAGAGACUCUUGACUCUGCUCUCCUGUUUUACUUCCUUUCAGCCUUGUUUACCGUCCUGUGUCCUUUUUCACGUUCUUGUGUUGGUUGGUAACAUCCUGGGAUCAGCCUCCACUGAGCUAGGUUUGCCUGGCAUAAGUGGCAUCACCACCAAGUUUUUGUUGUAAAAAAUACUGAUUAUUGAAGCUGUUCAUAUUGCUCAAUAAAAUGUACCCCAAGUAACAACACAACAAA
Molecule: messenger RNA, 1534 nt
Organism: Boleophthalmus pectinirostris (great blue-spotted mudskipper)
Lineage: Eukaryota; Metazoa; Chordata; Actinopteri; Gobiiformes; Gobiidae
Gene: ckma
Product: creatine kinase, muscle a
Exons: 8
Coding region: 97-1242 (381 amino acids)
Biological process (GO): phosphocreatine biosynthetic process
Molecular function (GO): creatine kinase activity
Source: RefSeq, a predicted model, not a curated record